CUUUGUUCGGCAUUGUCCGUGCCCACCUGAGCGCCGCCUUUCCGGGAAGUCGGCCACCGUGGCCACAGCACACCUGGUGCGCGCCAGUCUGCACUCCGUGCGCUCGGUGCCCGGCGAGCCGGAGGGGCACACGCAGCUCUCUAUCAACAUGCCCUCUUUCCUGUUGCUGGGAGCCCUGUGCACCUUCCUGUUUUCCAGAGUGCCCCCAUCCCUCCCUCUUCAGGAAGUCCAUGUGAGCAGGGAGACCAUUGGGAAGAUUGCAGCUGCCAGUAAAAUGAUGUGGUGCUCAGCUGCCAUGGACAUCCUCUUCCUGUUGGAUGGCUCUCACAGUGUUGGGAAAGGGAGCUUUGAAAGGUCCAAGCACUUUGCCAUCACAGUCUGUGAUGCUCUGGACAUCAGUCCCGAGAAGGUCAGAGUGGGAGCAUUCCAGUUUGGCUCUACUCCUCAUCUGGAAUUCCCCUUGGAUUCAUUUUCAACCCGACAGGAAGUGAAGGCACAAAUAAAGAGGAUGGUUUUCAAGGGAGGACGCACAGAGACAGGCCUUGCUCUGAAAUACCUUCUCCGAAGAGGAUUCCCCGGGGGCAGAAAUGGCUCUGUGCCCCAGUUACUGGUCAUUGUCACCGAUGGGAAGUCCCAGGGGCAGGUGGCACUGCUGGCCAAGCAGCUGAAGGAAAAGGGCAUCACCGUGUUUGCGGUGGGCGUCCGGUUUCCCAGGUGGGAGGAGCUGCGCACGCUGGCCAGUGAGCCCCCUGAGCAGCACGUGCUGUUGGCUGAGCAAGUGGAGGACGCCACCAACGGCCUCCUCAGCGCCCUCAGCAGCUCUGCCCUCUGCAGCACUGCUGCUCCAGACUGCAAGGUCCAGGCUCACCCCUGCGCGCACAAGAUGCUGGAGACCGUCAGGGAGCUGGUUGGCACUGCCCCGUGCUGGAGAGGAGCCCGGCGGGCCGACGCUGUGCUGGCUGCACGCUGUCCCUUCUAUAGCUGGAAGAGAGUAUUGCUUAACCACCCUGCCACCUGCUACAGGACCACCUGUCCAGGUCCUUGUGACUCCCAUCCCUGCCAGAAUGGAGGCACAUGUAUUCCGGAAGGACCGGACAGGUACCAUUGCCUCUGCCCGCUGGCCUUCGGAGGGGAAGCCAACUGUGCCCCGAAGCUGAGCCUGGCGUGCAGGAUCGAUGUCCUCUUCCUGCUGGACAGCUCUUCUAGCACUGCCUUGGAGGGCUUCCUGCGGGCCAAGGCCUUCGUGAAGCGCUUUGUGCAGGCCGUGCUGAGCGAGGACUCCCAGGCCCGUGUCGGAGUGGCCGGGUACAGCAGGGAGCUGGCGGUGGCGGUGCCCGUCGGGGAGUACCGGGACGUGCCGGAGCUGGUCAGGAGCCUCGAUGGCCUUGCAUUCAGCGGCGGCCCCACCCUCACGGGCAGUGCCUUGCUUCAGGCGGCAGAGCGUGGCUUUGGGAGCCCUGCCAGGGCAGGCCAGGACCGGCCACGAAGGGUGGUGGUCCUGCUCACUGAGUCACCCUCUCAGGAUGAGGUGGCUGGCCCAGCGCGUCUCGUGAGAGCCCGAGAUCUCCUCCUGCUCGGCGUGGGCAGUGAGGCUGUGCGGGCGGAGCUGGAGGAGGUCACAGGCAGCCCAACACAGGUGAUGGUCUAUGCAGAGCCUCAGGACCUGUUCGACAAAAUCCCUGAGCUGCAGGGGAAGCUGUGCAUCCGGCCGUGGUCAGGCUGCCAGGCACAAUCCAUGGACCUGGUCUUCCUGUUGGACGCCUCAGCCUCCGUGGGACCCGAGAACUUUGCUCAGAUGCAGAGCUUCGUGAGGAGCUGUGCUCUCCAGUUUGAUGUGAACCCGGACGUGACGCAGGUCGGCCUGGUGGUGUACGGCAGCCAGGCGCGGACAGUCUUCGGGCUGGAUGCCCAUCUCACACGCGCUGCUGUGCUGCGGGCCAUGAGCCAGGCCCCCUACCUGGGGGGAGCAGGGUCAGCCGGCAUGGCCUUGCUGCACAUCUAUGACAAGGUGAUGACUGUCCAGAGGGGCGCCCGUCCUGGGGUCCCCAAGGCCGUGGUGAUGGUCACAGGUGGGAGGGGGGCAGAGGAUGCGGCAGUCCCCGCCCAGAAGCUGAGAAACAAUGGCAUCUCCGUCUUGGUCGUGGGCGUGGGCACUGUUCUGAGGGACGCACUGAGGCGGCUCGCUGGUCCUCGGGACGCCCUGGUCCAAGUAGCCGCUUACUCCGAGCUGCAGCACCACCAGGAUGCGCUCAUCGAGUGGAUAUGCAGAGAAGCCAAGCGGCCCGUCAACCUCUGUAAGCCCAGCCCGUGCAGGCACGAUGGCACUUGUGUCCUGCGGCGUGGGAGCUACCGCUGCGAGUGCCGUGAUGGCUGGGCGGGUCCCCACUGCGAGAACCGGGUCUUGAGAGGAGACGCCCCUGAGGCACAUGGUUCCCGCCAGGAUCCCACUGGAGGGCUGCACACACCCGGCUUGCAGCAACCGCAGCGGCCUCGGCACCCUGGGAGCUGAAAGGGUACUGCCUUCGGCAGAGCUCAUCUUCUGAGUCCUCCUGUGUCUGCUGCCUGCUCUGUGCCAGCCUUCCUUCCUCCUAGCCUCCGACAGGGACAUCCUCACUGCGGCCCAUGGUGCAUGGGACAACAGGAGCGGCUGAUGUCACCUCCUGACAACAAUAGUGAUGCUGAAAAUGCUUCCUGAUAUGUGAGUAAAUACCUUCUGUGCCCGUUUACCUUGUUGAGGAUGUCAUCUGCCACUUUCCCCGAGGAUAAACAAAGGAUAAUGGAGAAUUCUGACAGCUUGUGUGAGAUUCGCUUUUUGCACAGAAGUUUUGCCAGACAGGAUUUAGUUGAGACAGAAAGCUCCAAUAGGAAGCCUCAUCUGGGCCACCAAAACCAUGGCCUUUCCAAAUGGAAAAGUGGGGACUGUGCCACAUCCCAAAAGAUCACCAGUAUGCAUUUGCUUUGAGUUUGAAAAGGGACUUCUAUGGUACUUGUGAUUUCUGGCGACAGAGCGACCUUUUCAGGUCUCUGACUACAUUUGACCAUUGACCUGUUUGGCUGAUGGGGGAGGGGCUAAGUGUGCAGAUGGUCCAGUCUGGAGGGGCCACGAGUCACCGGUCCAGAUACCGGGCACCAGCUCCGUGGGAAGUCUUCCUUUUCAAGAUGUUUUUGCAGGAGGGACUCACUGUAGGUUCUUACCGAAACUUGUUUUCCACAGCUUUUAGUGGGGGCAAAGAAGAGUUAGAAUUC
This is a messenger RNA of Fukomys damarensis (Damara mole-rat), 3246 nucleotides long. It is a transcript of the gene Vwa2, whose product is annotated as von Willebrand factor A domain containing 2. The record is from RefSeq and is a predicted model, not a curated record. Gene Ontology annotation, molecular function: calcium ion binding. The transcript is spliced from 14 exons. Lineage: Eukaryota; Metazoa; Chordata; Mammalia; Rodentia; Bathyergidae. Bases 149 to 2509 code for a protein of 786 amino acids.